This is a messenger RNA of Rotaria sordida, 912 nucleotides long. The record is from the annotation of a GenBank genome assembly. NCBI's taxonomy places the organism in Eukaryota, Metazoa, Rotifera, Eurotatoria, Philodinida, Philodinidae.
AUGAGCGGAAAAAAUGUUCGAGGAGGUCGUGCUGGUGGUGCUGCUGCUGCUGGUGGUGCAAAGGCAGCUGGUGGCGCAAAAGCAGCUUUUGCUAUGUUUCAACAAAAAGAUAUUGAUGCUGGUGGAACAGGAAAAGCUAGCAGUGAACAAGGUACUGGUGCACCAACAAAUCCAGCAAGUAUAAAAGAGCGUCUUCUUGUAUGGUGUCAACAAACUACUAAAGGUUAUAAACAUGUCAAUGUAACAAAUUUUUCAUCGUCAUGGGCAGAUGGUAUGGCUUUUUGUGCUCUUAUACAUCAUUAUUUACCUAAUGCAAUUAAUUAUGAUUCUCUUAAUCCAAAAGAUAGAAGAAAAAAUUUUGAAAUAGCUUUUAAAGCCGCUGACGAUAAUGGAUGUGCACCAUUACUUGAAGUCAAUGAUAUGAUUGAAAUGGGUGAUAAACCUGAUUGGAAAUGUGUAUUUACAUAUAUUCAAUCACUCUACAAACAUUUUGUUAUGAUGCCUCAAGCAAUGGCAGCUAGAGCGGCAGAACAAGCCGCUGGUAUAACAUGGUAUGGUGCAAUACAAUUAUUAAUCUUAUUAACAUUUGUAUUACAUACACUUUUAAUGGUUAUUAUUUAUGCACGUGAUUAUAUAAAUAUAAAACAUUGUAAUGAAGAUAGUCGUUUAGUAUGUGGAGAAAAUCUUUUUACUUAUGUUAUUCUUAGUAUGCUUGAAAUAGCUUAUAUUGAUUUUGAUAUAUUAAAUCGACAAGUAUCUAUACAUGCUCUACAUCAAAAUUUUGAAUAUCGAGCACGACAAGCUGGACAUAUAGCAUCAUCGGAAGACUUGACUCUUAUUACAAAACAAAAUUCAGCACCAGCAGAAAGUUUUGAAACUGUUGAACAAGAAUUUAUAAGGGAGUUAAUUUAA